Messenger RNA from Cryptotermes secundus, 6320 nucleotides. RefSeq names its product ankyrin repeat and fibronectin type-III domain-containing protein 1 (gene wake). Gene Ontology annotation, molecular function: protein binding. The record is from RefSeq and is a predicted model, not a curated record. The coding region runs from base 610 to 4839 and encodes 1409 amino acids. Gene Ontology annotation, biological process: signal transduction; regulation of establishment of bipolar cell polarity; establishment of mitotic spindle orientation. The transcript is spliced from 18 exons. Gene Ontology annotation, cellular component: spindle. Lineage: Eukaryota; Metazoa; Arthropoda; Insecta; Blattodea; Kalotermitidae.
CGUCAUGAGAUCCGAGCUCCUCGCAAGUGUGAGUGUGAAGAUUACGGUCCUCUGGGAUAUGACACCCUGUAAUUUUGUACAUUGGCACGAACGUUUCGGAUGAAUCUGCUGCCUCCAUCUUCAGUUUAGUGUACAAGAUGGAAGGCAGAACUACAAUCGCCGCCAUGAGCUGAUGGUAGGAGCACCGCAUUCUUCUGGAACGUUGAUACACACCAACCAGAUUACACGGCAGCAUAACCCAGAGGGCCACAAGUGGUAUAAUGUCUGGCAAAUUUUAGUCCAGAACACAUGGGCAUAACUCAUCCUUGUUCACAUGUAACAGAUAUCAGUCAUGCAAUCAGUGUAUCAGUGAUUUCACAGUUCAACAAACUGUAUGGAUAAAUUACUGUUCACAAGAUGAACAUAAACGUGGGAAACUGAGACAUAUCUUCCAUUCAGGAUGAAAGGCAAAAUGACUAGAACAGUUAUUGAUGCUGUCAAGUUUGAAGCCGCAGACAAAUGUGAAACUGAUCGAGAUGACACGCGCCACAAUUUGUGGCUUCCAUAUAGAAAAGUGUCGUGGUUACGUAAGUGCAGACAUUUGCGAGUAUAUCCAGAAAAAGGUGAAAAAUGGAAGUAGUUGAAUAUCGACGCUCCUCUGGUUCCGCGACAGCUCUUGGGUUGCGGAGUUCGAGAUCAGUUCGAUCCUCACUAAGGCUGUUUGGAGCUCGAUGGCGAACAGCAACUGCAUGUGCUGCAAACAACAUUGUGUGCCCCCCUUGCAAUCAGGAGACGAAUCAGCAGUCUGGUGUUGCAAUUCUGGGUGCCUCCACCAUUUCAAGCCAAACAGCAAAACAACCCUCAUCCGCUGCACCAUCCCAGCAACAAAAAAAGCAAAAAAGUUCACGAAUGUCAUGGUUACAAGUUUUCUCUCAUCAACAAAAGAAACAUCUGAAGUCCUCUUGUGUGAGUGUGGGAAAACAGAAUGAACUCAGAGAUCUGAAGACUAAACUGGUUUCUACUGAGGUACCAGAACGUGAAGAAACAAUACCAGAAUACCCUUCAUCAAAAGUGUCGCGGAUUUUAGGGCUGAGAGAAGAGCAGGCCCAGUGUAGAAAAUCUGUCUCUUUACAGUUCCUAACAGAACAGCAUAAUAAACAGUUUAAGUUGUCUUCACCGCAGUUGAAUGCAAAGGAAUGCAGCAGUCCACAGAGACCCUAUGUUCAGCAGAAAUGUAAUGCACUAUCACGAAGUCCUUCACCAGCAGAACUGUUUCCACACCAAGAUCGUCAGUUUCUGCCCCUGCUGUCAAGUGUGGGAACCCAGCGGAGAAACUCGAUGUGGGCUUUGGGGUCACCUAAACCCAAGUUGCAGGAGGGAGGGAUGGAGUUUCUGGUUGAUGGGCUGAAUCUGACAAAAACAGCAAAGAAGAAAUUAGAUAAGAUAGAUAAGAUCAAUAUUCACUUACAUGCACUGUUUGCAGCUGUUGAACAUGGUCAUCUGGACAGAGCGCGCACCAUUCUCGAGUCUACAGAUGUUGAUGUGAACAGCGUGAAUAGCGAUGGGCUGUCUCCAUUGGAUGUGGCAGUCCUAAGCAACAACCGACAACUAGCAAAGAUGCUAGUGACAUUUGGUGCUCAGGAGGGAAAUCAGUUCGAGAGUCCCGAGUCACUUGGGAGUCACUUAAAGCAGCUGCUGGCGGAGGCGGAGCAGCAAGUGAAGAAACUUGGCGGACAGCUGACCCUUGAAGAAACAUCAAGCUGCAACAAUAAUAACAAUAACAAUCACCAUCACCACAACAAUAUUAACAAUCGCUCAUCAGGAUCGUCAUCGCCGUUUAGUGUGAUUGGGAGCAGCAUGGCAACAGCGGCCAUGACGGGCUGCAGUGGAGGGGGGAGUGACACAAGUACGGACAAGCAGCUGCUCCUCUGGGAAAGGAGGGUGAAAGUCCUCAAGAAGAUGCUGCUUGGAUUCGAUCAAGCCCGGCCGCCUGACGUACCAUUCCUAGUGGCUGUAGACGUGACGGGCACAAAUUCUGUUACAGUUCGAUUCCAAGAACCUGAACAGCAGGACUCAGCCAUCUGUACGAAGUUCAAAGUGCAAUGGAGUAGUAAUGAGGACUUCAGUCCACUGGCAGGUGAGAGGGAGAUCCUUGAUAUGAAGCACCUGGAAUGUAACAUCAGUGACCUUACACAGGGCUGCAGGUACUACUUCAGGGUUGCAUGUGGCAACCUGAAGGGCUAUGGAAACUACAGACUGUCCAGCCCUGCUUCUGUGGUUCCCUCAAGUUGGCGAGAUGUGGAGGGCCGCGAGCCAAGGUUUGCUGGACGGCUUCAUCUGUUGGAUGAAUUGUUUUCCAAAAUCUGUCACUCCAGACCUGAAUGUGCAGCUGAGAUUAAAGCCACAACCACCACAACUGCUCAGCCUGGAGAGACACCUAGUGUGCAACGCCGGAAUCAGCGCAGCAAGAAGACAGCCAUAAAGCAACUCUUCACUGUUGCAUCCAAGUUUCAGAAGAACCUACGCAGAGGGGUGUUUCUGUCCUGCCUGUUGUACCAUGAAGACAAGGUCCUUGUAACUAAUGAGGAUUUUCUGCCAGUGAUAGAGGUAGAUGAGACAUACCCCAGCUGCAUCUACCAUGACUUCCAUUGGCUCAUGAAGGUGGCAUGUACAUGGGAUGAUGUCAAGUCACUCAGGCAGGACAUGGAACGCAGCCUCAGUUCAUCAGCCGUCCACUUCCGUAUUAAACUUCUCCAGGCAGCAGCACAGAUGCAGGCAGCACUGUGUAUCCAAGACCUGGGGCAGCUGUACCACAAACCAGUAAGAGACUGCCAGGGGACACUCGUCAUCUCCACUGUCAACUAUGUGCGUUCUCCCAAGACCAUAUCAGUCCUUAAUUCAAGAUGGCUGCCACUUAGCAAAGUACAGAAGAAACUGGCAACUCAUGAAGAGCCGAACGUAGGGGAGCUGCUUAUGGCUUCCAUUCAGGACCAGAUAACGUACCACCAAGUUAGCAGCAUCAGGCUAAGUCGAGGGCUGUAUUUGGGGUACCUCAAGAUGCGUAGUUCGGUUGACUUGAUUCAGGUAGUGGUGCCAAGCAAGGCCCCCAAUGUCCUGCCACACUGCAAGAUUCGGGAUAACCCCCACGUCUCAUCCGAGGAGUGGGAGUGGCUGAAAAGGCAAAGUGCUCGCCACAAAACUCUGGGCUGCUCGUCUAGUGAGACCCUGAGUUCGGUCUCCAGUGACGAGCAAACUAGCAGCGAAGAUGGACAGCAGGCAGAGGCGUCUGGUGGUGGGACAGAGCAGCAAAGGGUAUUUGUGGAGCUUGUAGCUGCUACAGCCCGACGGCUCUUUUCUUACAUGGAAGUUAGCCCUCAGGAGGCACUGACCCACAGGAUGUAUGAUGCAGAAGUUGUUGAUCUGAGUCCCGAAGUGUCGUUUCUCAUUGUGGUACCGCGUGCUGAAUCAGCAUGUGCCGUGCCGGGGCAGACAGAGGCCUUACUGCAGCGAGGAGACCUCAUAGCCCUGCCUGUACAGGUGUUUGAGAUGGUGCACUUGGGAACUUACCAGCGUGACGUCAUCUCCCGCUACUCCAGACUAUCCUGUAUAUUGGAACUGGACACCGUACUGGCACACCAUAGCCACAGAGAGGCUUUCUCGGCAUCCGAAGUAGCGGCAGCAAAAGACCGUCUUGCUCAGCUCCAAGACUUCCAAUCUCAGCUGAAUGCUGCAUGGAAGGGCAUCCGUUGGCUCAUGGAUGUGCUGACAUUCGCAAGAGAUCGUGGAAGUGGUGGCGUGACUUCGGGCAGUUGCGCAAGUACCCCUGGUGUGGCCAUGAGGAACUUAUUAGCUCUAAACUGGAGUUCGUCAGCGGAGCAUGGAGGUGACAGAGAGGCGAACUGUAACGGUAAGGGUGGGAGUAGCUGUGGGGGUGGGAGUCUGAAGAGAAGUUUGCUGCAGUUGCCUCCGCGGGAUCCGAAACUCGUGAAGUCGAGCACAAGUCGAGGCAGCUGGCCAGGUCCAGGUGUGAGUCCUGGUAGUGUUGCAAGUUUCCUGGCUUCAGAACUGAGUAAGAGCGAGCAGCAUCUCAGUAUAGGGAGGAGCAGCAGCCGCAGCCACAGUGGUGACAUCAGUAGCAGCAACACUGCAUCCACCAUCAUGACGGAUGCCGGCAGUACCGGCAGUUUCUCAGUGGCAGGUGUCAUCCCUCGAUUACCCCCAUCCCGAAGCGAGGACACCCUUCUCCUACAGAAGCUGCCUCCCCCAUCAGUACGGACCCACACGCGAUCACGCUCGUCUACCAUAACAAGUGGAGCCAGUGUGUCUGCAUCAGCAUCACCACUGCUGUCAGUCCGGGCGAUAUCGGGGGGCAGUAUGCAUUCAUUGUCAUCGUCUGAUGAUACUGCUAGCUCUGCAUCCACAUCAGUUAUGAAGCUGUCAAGUGGCGACAAGUUGGUUGGUGAUCAGGACGAUAUCGCCAGUGUGGCCACCAUUGUACCGGCACCUGCACCAGGAAUACUGCAGGUGUAUGCAGCUUAUGAGACAGGCCUGGCAAGUGGGACGAGCCUCAAGCUGCACGUGACGCCAUGGACGACGGCCCGCGAGGUAGUGGAUCUCGUGGUGAAGCAGCUAAACAUGGCGGUGGUGCUCAAGGGUAAGGAUGGACCUAUCUACCCUAGUGACAAGCUCAAGAACUUUUGUCUGGUAGCUGUUAUAGGGGCUAGGGAAAGAUGUCUCAGAGAUGACUUUAAACCACUCCAGCUGCAAAAUCCAUGGAAGAAAGGAAGGCUGUAUGUCAGACAGAAACAGGAUGUGCUGGCCGCACUUGAACAGAGUUCUCGUCACACCGCAUAUCUCUAGCCAGACUCAACUGAGCAAGAUAGUGAACGAUCCAUCCAUUCCACAGUGUCUGAUUGUGAUACUCUGAAGUGACAGCUACAGACGUCUGUAGUGACUAAAAGAAGGGGAGGGAGGGGGGAUUUAGUUUUCACGCCAGUGGCUGCGAUCACUGUUGGAAAUGGAAUCCAGUGAUGACAGGAGGGGAGAUGAACUGCCUUGCCAUUGCCAGAACAAGAGAAACUCAGGUGCUGCUAAUAUUUGUUUGUUUGAAGAUAUUUUGGCAUUUAUUCACAACUGAGUAAAGGCUGUUAUUGCUAACUGUUUGACUGUAGGUGUGGGAAAUAGGAUGACAGCUGUGGGGGAGUUGGAAGGCUUCCUGUAAAAUGUUGCUGUUGGCAGUCAAAUGUGUCACAUAUAAACAGUACACAACAUCUCAAGAGAAAUCUGAGUAAUAUUCUGAAAACUGAUAAAAAGUAUGAAAAGGAAAUGCAUUUACUUGUAUGAAACCAGUGGAAGUGUGGGUAAGCAAAACAUUCGCCAUAUCCAGAAUACACAAUUUGUUAUGCAGUUUCUGUUUCUGUGCGACUGAAAGCUCCUAAUUAAGAGGAACAGAAAUGGUAUGACAGGAAAACUUCAGGAGGAUUCUGCCACAUGACUGUUUAGUGAAUUUUUUACUCACUGAUCUGCUGAGACAAGAUUAUCUUCAUUCUUAAAAUAAAUAUUCCUACACAUGCAGAACAGUUUCCAUCACUGAAGACGUGAUUUUUUUUUCAGUGUAUGCUAUUUAAAUUAUGACAGCUUACAAGGAACAGACUGUGGGGUUACAGCCCUAGAUCAUGCGAUGCACAUUCCUUCCGAUAAAGAAGAAUGCAGUGUGAAUGAAUGGGAACAGUAACAUGGUUUUGUGUCUGUAAAGCUAACAUUAUUUAGCUGAUGUGCAUGUGAUCUUUGUAGAGCAUAUGCUGUCCCAGGUAUUGCAAUCCAUGAAGUGGCAGACUUUGUUCUGAUGUUUUAAGUACAUGAAAGCAGGAAUUUUUACCUCAAAUGUUCUCAUGCCAUAACUAAUUCAUUUUAAACUGAAACAGGUCAAGAGUGAAGUAUCUUGGUCUCAUCACUUCAUUUUAUAUAUGAUCACAUUGCAGAUAUAAUUAUAAAGAAAUCAAAUACAUUGCAGAUAUCCAAAAAAAAUGGAAUGAACUUACAGAACAGGAUUUUGGGCUUGACAAUAUGUUGUAAGAUUUAAGUCCUAUUUAUUAUAAGAUUUGCAUAUUUUGCUGCAGUAAAGAUUGAUACUAUUGUCAUGUGUAGGAGGGUACACAUGAUGAAAAUAACAGGUUCUGGUUCGGAUGAUUGGAUUUAUUGGCACUUCAGUUACAAGGUCCCUUAAUUACAACUAACACAGCACUAUCAUUAAUUUACACAAUAUUCAGUUCACCAUUGCACAUGCACUAGGAUUCUCAGUUCCCACUAGUCAUUUCCUAGCAACGGAUCUCAGUACAGAA